Molecule: messenger RNA, 1614 nt
Organism: Fusarium vanettenii 77-13-4
Lineage: Eukaryota; Fungi; Ascomycota; Sordariomycetes; Hypocreales; Nectriaceae
Exons: 1
Coding region: 1-1614 (537 amino acids)
Molecular function (GO): carboxylic ester hydrolase activity
Source: RefSeq, a predicted model, not a curated record
AUGUCGCUUCACCUCUUGUCCCUCCUGUUGGCUGCUGUUCCAACCACAGCGGCACCAUCUACUCAACAUCACGUUUCGCCAGUUACGGUAAAUACAAGCUCUGGUAUCUUUGCACCUGUUUUCACCGAUUCGCAACCCAAAGUUGCUUCGUUUUUGGACAUUCCCUACGCUGAAAACCCCAUUGGACCUCUCCGAUUUUCACCGCCCGUCGCGAAAAAGCACGCAGGAAAAGAGGUCGCCAAAGCGACCAAGUUGCCUACUGGUUGUCUCCAGUAUGUUCUACCGAAUCUCAGAGGCACCAUCACGGACGGCCCCGUUACCGCUGCCUCAUUUCAGCGAGGAGAUUACUCCAACACAACGGAGGAUUGCCUCCGACUCUCCCUGUUUGCACCCAAGAGGACAGUUGAGGAGACGGUAUCGACAGCUUACACACACCAUGACUCUUUACCUGUCAUAAUUUGGAUUCAUGGUGGGGGGUAUAGCUUCGGGGGUACCAACGUUCCUUUCCAGCUCGCCUCUAACUGGGUUGAACGCAGCCAGAGACAUAUAGUUGUCCAAGUUCAAUACCGUCUCAAUCUCCUUGGUCUCCCCAAUGCUGCUGGUCUAGCCAAAGAUGGAAAGAAUUUGAACUUGUCUUUUCUUGAUCAACGCCUCGCCGUUGAGUGGGUGCGUGACAAUAUCGCUCGGUUCGGCGGGGAUCCCUCCCGCAUCACUCUUUGGGGAGAAAGCGCAGGAGCGUACUCUGUGGACAGCUAUCUGUUUGCUUGGCCUCGAGAUCUCAUUAUCAAAGGCGUCAUUGCCGACUCAGGAAAUGCGGUGGCCAUUGAAAGCAUCUUGUCUGACUCUAACAACCACAGUGCAUUCUCAGUGGCUGCGAGACGUCUUGGAUGUGGCGGUUUAUCACCCAAGGAGGAGCUAGAGUGUAUGCGUCAGAUGCCCGAAUCCAAGAUCAAGGCGUAUUUGCAAGCAGAUAUUGGCAAGGGAGGUGCCGCUGAUGAUGGGUUAAUGUUUGGAACCAUUGCGGACAACGUCACCAUCUUUGCUAAUUACACCGAGAGAAUCGGAAAGGAUCCUUCCAAGUACCCAACUCACAUUCCCAUGUUGAUCGGCACCAAUGCCAACGAAGGAGCCGCAGUCGUCCCAUACGACUUUGAAGGGAGCAAAACCGCAACUGAACUACCUGGCGACCUUGCCAAGAUAGCUCAGGGUUUUGGACUGAAUCUCCAAUGCACAACGCUGAAAGAAGUCAGGCUUCGCUCAGAGGCUGGGGCAACAACAUACCAAUACCUUUACGCUGGCAACUUCACCAACAUCUCACCUCUGCCAUGGCUAGGGGCGUAUCAUACCGCCGAGCUGCCUCUAGUCUUUGGCACAUACGAAAUUGACGGGCCAUCGACUCCCUUUCAGAGACGCGUUAGUAAGCGAAUGCAGGACCUCUAUCUCAAGUUUGCUAUCGAUCCAGCACAUGGACUGCAAAAGGCUGGAUGGCAACGGGCAACAGAGGAACUGGACAGGUCUAGGAUUGUUGAGUGGGCUGCAGAUGGCAAGGUUGAGCAAGCGUUGAGUGCCAAGGGCCUCCGAGAUGAGUGUAUCAGGAAUGGCUUCGCUGUGUAG